Molecule: messenger RNA, 1491 nt
Organism: Nothobranchius furzeri (turquoise killifish)
Lineage: Eukaryota; Metazoa; Chordata; Actinopteri; Cyprinodontiformes; Nothobranchiidae
Gene: tcea1
Product: transcription elongation factor A (SII), 1
Biological process (GO): transcription elongation by RNA polymerase II; DNA-templated transcription; positive regulation of transcription by RNA polymerase II
Cellular component (GO): nucleus
Molecular function (GO): zinc ion binding; nucleic acid binding
Source: RefSeq, a predicted model, not a curated record
GCAUCGUCUAGUCGGGUCUGCUACACAGCGGACACAUCUUUUGCGGUCCCCGGUCCGCCGCCAAGUUGACUCCGCAGCCGCUUUCUCUUCAGUGGCGUGGUCUUUUGUCGCAAAUUUUAUUGUUUCUGUUUGCAUUUUAAUCUUAAGUUCAGUCCGACCAGCAAGCAUGGGCAAAAAGGAGGAAGAGGAGGUAAUCAGAAUCGCGAAAAAGAUGGAUAAAAUGGCGCAGAAGAAAAACGGGGCCGGCGCUUUGGAUUUGUUGAAGGAGUUGCGGAAUAUCCCAAUGACAUUGGAGCUUCUUCAGUCCACCAGAAUUGGAAUGUCUGUUAAUGCCAUCCGUAAACAAAGCACAGAUGAUGAAGUGACAUCUCUAGCCAAGUCCUUGAUCAAAUCAUGGAAGAAGCUUUUGGAUGAACCUGGAGGUGGAGAGAAACCUUCAGAUGAAAAAAGGAAAGACCAAACUACACCUGUUGUCUCUCCCUCACAGGGAAGUCCAGAGGCUAAAGAAGAGAGCAGCUCCAGCAGUAAUUCCAGCAGCAAGAGUGAAUCCUCGGAACUUGCUCCCAACACAUUGAACAACACUUUUCCUCGCGCCCCGAUCACCUCUGACUCUAUCAGGCUCAAAUGCAGAGAGAUGCUGGCCAAUGCGCUACAAACCGGAGACGAUCACAUUGCUAUUGGUGCCGACUGUGAGGAGCUUGGAGCGCAGAUUGAAGAAUAUAUCUACCAAGAGUUUAAGAACACAGACAUGAAAUACAAGAACCGUGUGCGAAGUCGAAUCUCAAAUUUGAAGGACAUGAAAAAUCCUAAUUUAAGGAGAACUGUGCUAUGUGGGAGUGUCACUCCAGAGCGGAUGGCAAAGAUGACCGCAGAGGAGAUGGCCAGUGAUGAGCUGAAAGAAAUGAGGAAAAAUUUGACCAAAGAAGCUGUCCGGGACCACCAGAUGGCCACCACCGGAGGAACGCAGACUGAUCUGUUCACCUGUGGCAAAUGCAAGGGGAAGAACUGCACUUACACACAGGUUCAAACCCGUAGUGCUGAUGAGCCGAUGACCACGUUUGUUUUCUGCCAGCAGUGUGGAAAUAGAUGGAAGUUCUGCUGAAUCUGCUGCCAUCAUCCACUCCAACAAGUAGCAAAAUUCCUGGACCAGGUUUUCUGUCCUCCUGCGAUGGAUUGGAGCUUUUUUUUUUUUUUUUUUUUUUUUUCUUCCUGUGGUGCAUUGUAUUCAACUUCCUAUACAAAGGCACCACUGCGGUUACCGUUGAAAUAAAUAUAUUGUUUAUAGAUUAAGCUUAUUGUAACGUGCCCUAAUGCCCUCUCUGAAGCCCGUUUACUGUUAUUAGUUGUUUAUCACUGUCAUAUAUCCCAGGACUCUUGUCUCAUUGUCUUUUAUCUGCGUUUUUAUAUGUAGUUUUAAGAUUUUGCAUAAUGUUUUUUGCUUUCCUGACACAGCAAUGUUUUUAUUUAAUUCCCCAAUAAAACAUAAUCCAU